UAUACUACAUCAGUUCCAAGCCGACCAUCGCGCGUCCCGGUCGCACGUUCCCGAAGGAACGCCACUGGCUUUUGAAUAACAGGCAAAAGAGAGAGGGUUCCCGAAGGGAAGAGACGCCGCGCUGCGCGUGUGAACGCACCUUUAAAACGGUUUCAACCGAGAAAUGAAGAGACAUAACAUCUAAAGUCUUGUAGUAAAUUAAAUUUCGCGUAGCAAAAGCAGAGUGUGAGUUAGUUUAUUAGUGUUAAACUAUUUUGGGGGGGCUCGAAAAGCUGUUUGAAAAUUUUGCUCGUUUAAGAUCCGACAAACUCCUCUGCUGAAGCUUUGGGAGGAAAACAGAUCCACCGUGGCCGGGAAGGGGCGAUUGUACGCCGCUUAUAGUCUCAGCGGAUCGGAGGGGGAAGUCUCCCCGCGAAGGUAUCCCCAGCAUACCUAUCAACAUCCCCUUUACCAGCAACCAGCCGGACUCAGCGAUACCCCUUCUUCUGAAAACGCAUCUGACGCAACCUUGACUGAUUCUGAAUUGGCUUUGGCACGAGAUUCGACACUGUUAGUACAUAACGGUUGCUUGUUAGACAGCGCCACCAGUAGGCCGCCAGAUGUGCCCCCGCGCAACCCAACCAUGAGCAGGCUGAACGGCCGAUUGGCAACUGCCCCGCCUCCAGAUCCAGGCCAAGACUUCGAACCCUCCUGCCUCGUCCGUACACCCUCGGGAAACGUUUACAUUCCGGGAGGCACCCUUAAUCAUCCGAAGAAUACCACCAUGGACUAUAAGUCGAAUUCGUCCUGCAGCAGUCCUUCCAAGGACAUCAAAAAUCCAGACAGGCUAGGAGCAAUCCCGUAUGGAACACCCGUUCCCGUUUUGCCAGUCCGAAACAACUUACAUCGACCUGCAUCCAGCCAUUUCCCUCCCGGAAGCAGAUUCCACUUUAGGAAAGGUCUGGCGUCGAAGUGCACGUGGAAAUGCACCGCCAUAGCUCUUAUGAUCGUAUCUUUCAUCAUGAUCGCCGCAAUUGCUUGCAUUUUAGUGUCAGGCGUGCUGAACUGGUCAUAUCAAAACUCCAACGCCUGCACAGUGGUGGUGGACGAGAACACGGAGGUUUUAGCACCGAAGGCCACAACAUCCGAAACCAACUUGUCGACAUCCAGCAAACCCAGGCCGAGCAGUAGUAGCGGAGGUAAUUACGGAGUUGUAGCUAGAAAACGUAGAGAUGUGAAUAACAGGCAUGAUGAUUCCGAUCUAAACGGUUCCACAUUUUCAACUAUCGAGCAUGAUACUUCUGCACCUUUGCAUGACUACACCACAAUCAUCAAUAGCGAAGAAGAAACUACCCACGAAGACGACGAUGCCUCCAUUCCAACCGUAGAAGAUAUCUUCAACGAAUUCAUUCCUGAAGAAGAAGAUUCGGAAUGGGAAAAUUUAAAUACAAUAAGCACCGAAGAAAAUGAUGUGACAACGAUUUUAAUGGACGAUUUAAACGAAGUUACCGAAAAACCAAACAUCGCACACGAUCUUUCUAAAGAACUAACAGAUCUUAACCUUUCUGCUCUUGAUAACGUUGAAUCUAAAAUGAAUCCAAAAAAAUUUGUAGAAACUAAUUCGGUGCAUGAUUUUGAUGUGAACACCCCAACUAAACCCCCUUCUAUUCAAUACAUCGACGUCCCAACUAUCAAAAAUCAAAUUUCUAAGAAAAUAACUGUUAACGUUACAAUAUCAACCGAUCCUGACUCCAAAAACCCCUCAUCCCAAAACGUCUACGUUCUUUCCGUAUCCGUCCCCACGGAUUCCAAGGAAAACCCGGACGUCAUCCAUAAUUCCGACGUUCAUCUGAUCCCUUCAGCUUUAACAAAGCUUGACCAUCCUAUAAAAGAAACCCCGAUAGAGUCUUCCGACCGAUGGGGCGGCGAAUGCCAAUGCUCUUGCCCGUGCAUGGAUGAUCCCGAUUUUUUUAAGAAGGACUACUCUAAAGAGAUCGCUCUCGAUUACGACGCGAUUAACAAUUCCUUUUUAUUAGAAAAUGAGACAGAGGUAACCACCGAAGCCGCUUCCACCACUACGGAGUGGACAACAUGGUCCUCAUGUUCCGAUAUGACCACUACACCUCCACCUCCAACCAUUCUGAUCCUCGAAGGCGCAAGGACAUUUCCUGCAAAAUCUUUUCCGCCGGAUGGCACAACAUUCGCUCAAAUUUCGUUGGGGCAAAGAUUAUCUAAAGAAAUUCCACCCUAUGGUUAUUGGAACAUGCAGUUUUACCAGUCCGAAGCUGCUUAUGUCAAAUUUGAUUAUAACAUUCCCAGAGGUGCGAGUAUAGGUGUAUAUGCCAGAAGAAAUGCCCUUCCCACACACACCCAGUAUCAUAUUCUGGAAGUCCUUAGUGGAUUUAAAGCUCGAACUACCCGAGCGUCUUAUUCUUCUGUGAAGAAAGAAGUAACCCAUUACAUGGAGCAAGGUCAUUGGUUCCUAUCAUUGUAUAACGACGACGGCGAUCCACAAGAAAUCAGUUUCGUUGCAGCAGUAGCAGACGAUAUGACCCACAAUUGUCCUAAUGGUUGUAGCGGAAAAGGGGAAUGUCUAAUGGGCCAUUGUCAGUGUAAUCCCGGUUUUGGAGGAGACGAUUGCAGCGAAAGUGUUUGCCCGGUUCUAUGCAGUCAAAGGGGAGAGUACAUUAACGGAGAAUGCCAGUGCAAUCCCGGAUGGAAAGGCAAGGAAUGUUCCUUAAGGCAUGACGAAUGUGAGGUACCUGAUUGUAAUGGGCAUGGUCAUUGCUCGAACGGAAAAUGUCAAUGCGUUCGAGGUUAUAAAGGCAAAUUUUGCGAAGAAGUUGACUGUCCUCAUCCAACCUGUAACGCACACGGAUAUUGCUUGGAAGGAACUUGCAUAUGCAAAAAAGGAUGGAAAGGCGUGGAUUGCAGCCAAAUGGAUAAAGACGCUUUACAGUGUCUUCCGGAUUGUUCAGGUCAUGGGACGUUCGAUUUAGAUACGCAAACGUGCACUUGCGAAGCUCGUUGGUCCGGAGAUGAUUGCUCUAAAGAACUUUGCGAUUUGGAUUGCGGACAACACGGACAUUGCGUUUCAGAAUCGUGCCAAUGCGAUCCUGGAUGGUCUGGGGAAUACUGCAACUUAAAACAAUGUGAUAUUCGAUGUAACGAACAUGGUCAAUGUAAAAACGGAACGUGUUUAUGUGUCACUGGAUGGAAUGGAAAACAUUGCACCAUGGAAGGAUGCCCGAAUAGUUGUUCAAACCAUGGACAUUGUAAAAUGUCUUUGGAAGGAGCUUGGUACUGUAAUUGCGAUCAUGGGUGGGAUGGAAGAGAUUGUAGUGUAUUACUUGAACAAAGUUGUGAGGAUAAUAGGGAUAAUGAUAAAGAUGGAUUAAUUGACUGUCAAGACCCUGAAUGUUGUUUAAACCCAGCGUGUAGAACGAGCCAAUUGUGUGUAUCAGCACCAAAACCAACCGAUAUUUUGUUAAGAAAGCAGCCGCCAGCGAUCACAGCUUCAUUCUUUGAAAGAAUGAAAUUCUUAAUUGAUGAAGGAAGUUUACAAAAUUACGCCAGACAAGAGACCUUCAAUGAGAGUGUUUUCUGGAAUCAUUUUAAUACAAGCCGAUCUGCUGUUGUUCGAGGACGCGUUACCACUCAAAUGGCUAAAGGAUUAAUGGGGGUUCGCGUUAGUACUAGCACACCAUUAGAAGGUUUCACUUUAACCCGCGAAGAUGGUUGGUUUGAUCUCCUAGUAAAUGGUGGAGGCGCCGUUACGUUACAAUUCGGUAGGAGUCCGUUUAGAGCUCAAAGCCACAUCGUUUUUGUACCAUGGAACGAAGUUAUUAUCAUCGAUAACAUUGUAAUGGUAACUGGAGAAGAAAGAACGUUAUCACAUAUUAUAACACCUUGUUUACCUCACGACUACGACACCAUGAAACCCGUGGUUUUAGCCACUUGGAAGCAUGGGUUUCAAGGAGCUUGUCCGGAUAAAAGCGCUAUUUUAGCCGAAUCCCAAGUCGUUCAAGAGAGCUUACAAAUACCCGGAACCGGCUUAAAUUUAGUUUAUCACAGUUCGAGAGCGGCGGGAUAUUUAUCUACGAUCCAAUUACAACUAACACCCGAAAGUAUACCACCGACUUUAUAUUUGAUUCAUUUGCGAAUUACCAUUGAAGGGAUUUUAUUUGAGAAAACAUUCGAGGCUGAUCCUAUUAUUAAAUUUACGUACGCAUGGAAUAGAACUAACGUGUAUAGACAAAGGGUUUAUGGAGUAACCACAGCUAUUGUUAAAGUUGGAUAUGAAUAUUCUGAUUGUAAAGACAUUAUAUGGGACGUUCAAACGACUAAAUUAAGCGGGCAUGAUAUGAGUAUAUCUGAGGUUGGUGGUUGGAAUUUAGAUAUUCAUCAUAGAUAUAAUUUCCAUGAAGGUAUCUUACAAAAAGGCGAUGGAUCUAAUAUAUAUCUCAAACAUAAACCGCGCGUUAUUUUAACUACGAUGGGGGAUGGUCAUCAAAGACCGUUAGAUUCUACAGAUUUCGAAGGACAAGCCUCUAAACAACGACUUCUUGCGCCAGUUGCUUUAGCAGCGGCUCCCGAUGGUUCGUUAUUUGUGGGCGAUUUUAAUUUAGUAAGAAAAAUUCUUACUGAUGGAACAGUGAGGACAAUAGUUAGAUUAAAUUCUACAAGAGUGUCGUAUCGUUAUCACAUGGCUUUAAGUCCAUUAGACGGUGUUUUGUACAUAUCCGACCCAGAAUCGCACCAAAUCAUAAAAGUUAAAAGUUUAAGUGAUUACACAGACCCCGAUAGGAAUUGGGAAACGGUCGUAGGAUCUGGAGAAAGGUGUCUUCCGGGUGAUGAGGCUCAUUGUGGGGAUGGUGCUUUGGCAAGAGACGCUAAAUUGGCUUACCCCAAAGGAGUAGCUGUUUCUAACGACAACAUCUUAUAUUUUGCUGAUGGAACUAAUAUUCGAAUGGUCGACCGCGACGGAAUUGUUACAACAGUUAUUGGAAAUCACAUGCAUAAAUCUCAUUGGAAACCAAUUCCUUGUGAAGGAACGUUAAACAUCGAAGAAGUGCAUUUGAGAUGGCCAACAGAAUUAGCUAUAAAUCCCCUAGAUAAUUCAUUACACAUCAUUGAUGAUCACAUGAUUUUGCAAUUAACUCCAGAUGGACGAGUAAAAGUUAUAGCGGGUAGACCGCUUCAUUGUGCAUCUCCUUUAACUGGUUAUGACAUGGAAUUGGCUACACAUGCAACGUUGGUUAUGCCUCAAAGUAUAGGAUUUAGCGCCGCGGGUGAUUUGUACGUAGCUGAAAGUGAUUCUCAAAGGAUAAACAGGAUACGAGUUAUCGGAACUGAUGGGAAAAUAUCGCCAUACGCCGGAGCCGAAUCGAAAUGUAAUUGUUUAGAACGGGGGUGCGAUUGCUUCGAAGCUGAUCACUUCUUAGCUUCCAACUCGAAAUUUAAUACGAUUUCUGCAGUUGCUGUUAGUCCAGAUGGAAACGUACACAUCGGAGAUCAAGCAAAUUAUCGUAUAAGAUCCGUAAUGGCUAGUAUUCCAGAUGCGAGUACAUCAAGAGAAUACGAAAUUUUCUCACCAGAAACGCAAGAAAUUUAUAUUUUCAAUCGAUUCGGUCAACAUAUAGCCACCAAAAAUAUUUUAACCGGCGAAACAAAUUACCUCUUUACUUACAACGUCAAUACAAGCAACGGAAAAUUAAGCACCGUAACAGACGCCGCUGGAAAUAAAGUAUUUUUAUUAAGAGAUUAUUCAAGUCAAGUUAAUUCAAUCGAAAACACCAAAGGACAAAAAUGUAGAUUAAGAAUGUCACGAUUAAGAAUGCUGCACGAAUUAAGCACACCAGAUAAUUACAACGUCACUUUCGAUUACCACGGACAAUCUGGAUUAUUAAAAACAAAAAUAGAUAGUAGCGGAAGAAGUUACGUCUAUAAUUACGACGAAUUUGGACGACUUACAUCUGCUGUAACUCCAACUGGAAAAGUUAUAAGUUUAUCCUUUGAUCUCUCGUUAAAAGGUGCGACUGUAAAGAUUUGGCAAAACUCCAAAAACCCCGAUUCAAUGUUAAUUAAAGGAUCUGUCGUUUUAAAUCGCAUUGGAGAAUCUGAACAAAAAACUAUUCUCCUUCCAAAUGGGGCUGUCGAAACAACAUCUUCAUGGGGACACACCAUAACAACUGAUACAGUUCCUUAUUCGGUUUUGAGUGAAAUCGAUCCGCUUUUGGGAGAAAGUUACCCAAUUCCGGCGAAACAAAGAACAGAAGUCGGCGGCGAUUUAGCGAAUCGUUUCGAAUGGAGGUACUUUUUAAGGCGAAUUCAAAAUGGAAAAUCUAAAAACUCACCGAAAACCAUCGCCCAAGUUGGAAGAAAACUAAGAAUUAACGGCGAAAAUCUUUUAACUUUGGAAUACGAUCGCGAAUCGGCUUCCGUUUCAGUUUUUAUGGAUGAUAGGGUUGAAUUGUUAAAUGUUACGUACGAUAGAACAGCUCGACCUAUUAAAUGGGGACCUAGAAAUGGGAUCUUUGCGGAAGUUGAGUUGGAAUACGAUCGUUUUAGUCGACUUAUUAGUUGGAAAUGGGGAGAUCUUAAUGAAAGUUAUGGAUUUGAUCAUGCUGGGCGAUUAAAUGAAAUUAAAUACGGAGAUGGUUCUUCUAUGAUUUAUGCGUUUAAAGAUAUGUUUAGUAGUUUGCCAUUAAAAGUAACAACACCGAGGGGAUCAGAUUAUCUUCUUCAAUAUGAUGAUGCAGGAGCUCUCCAAUCUUUAACAACACCACGUGGACACAUUCACACUUUCUCCUUGCAAACAUCAUUAGGAUUUUUCAAAUACCAAUAUUUCUCACCAAUGAAUCGUCAUCCCUACGAAAUAAUUUAUAAUGAUGACGGUCAAAUCCUAGCUAAAGUUUAUCCACAUCAAUCAGGAAGAGUAGCUUACGUUUACGAUUCAUCAGGAAAAUUAGAAACAUCUUUAGCUGGGUUAAAUUCAAUCCAUUACAUUUACCACGAACCAUCAAGUUUGGUGAAAAGCGUAGAUAUCGUCGAACCCAAUUUUGAAUUAAAAGACGAAUUUAAAUACCAUGGUGGUAUUUUAAAAGAUGAAAAGCUCAAAUUUAACGGAAAAACAAGUUUAAAUAAUGCCCAUUAUAAAUUUGCUUACGAUGGAAACGCCCGAUUAUCAGCAGUUGAGGUUGAUAUAAACGGAAAAGAAAUGCCAGCUUUGAGAUUGAAAUACAAUCAAAAUUUGGGAAGUUUAGAAGGAAUAAACGAUUUGAGGAUUUAUAGAAAUACAUUCAAUAGAUCUGUUAUGCAAGAUACAAGCAAACAAUUCUUUUCAAUCAUGGACUAUGAUGAGCAUGGUAGGACUAAAUCGAUUUUAAUUAAUAUCAAAUCGUUCGAUGUAUUCAGAUUGGAAUUAGAAUAUGACAAACGCAGUAGAAUUAGUAUGCAAAAAUUACUUAUUGGAAAAUCAUCUAGUAUGGAUCGAAUUAAUUACAAUGCUGAUGGACACGUUUUGGAAGUAAUAGGAACGAGUAGUUGGAAAUAUGUAUAUGAUGAAAAUGGAAAUAUUAUUGGAAUAAUCAAAGGAAAAGAAAAAAUCACCUUGGGUUAUGAUAGCGGUGAUAGAGUCGUUCAAUAUGGAGACGUUGAAUUUACAAAUUACGAUAAUCGCGGAUUUGUUAUUCGCAGAGGUGAACAAAAAUAUAGAUACAACACCAGAGGACAACUAAUCCAUGCUUAUGAAAGAGACAAGUUCCAAACUUGGUAUUAUUAUGAUGAUAGGGGUAGAAUGAUAGCUUGGAAUGACGAACACGGAAAUAUCACACAAUUCUUCUAUUCAAAUCCAAGCACACCAGAUUUAGUAACUCACGUGCAUUUCCCCAAAACUGGCCAUACAUUCCGUUAUUUAUAUGAUGAAAGAGAUUUUAUUAUCACUGUUGAAACUGCAGAACAAAGAUUUUACGUGGCAACCGAUCAAGAUGGAUCGCCAUUAGCACUUUUCGAUAUUAACGGAAACUUAAUUAAAGAAAUGCGAAGAACUCCGUUUGGAUCAAUCCUCAUGGACACAAAUCCCAAUUUCUACUUAGCUGUUGAUUUUCACGGCGGUAUUUAUGACCCUAACACCAAAUUAGUUUAUCUACAUAAGAGAUUAUAUGAUCCUGUUGUUGGACAAUGGAUGACUCCAGCUUGGGAGCAACUAGCAACGAAAUUAACGACACCAACAGACGUUUUUAUCUAUAGAUUCCAAAAUAACGACCCAAUCAAUCAUAAAAUGAGCAUUAAUUAUAUGACAGAUUUAUAUAGUUGGAUGAAAUUGUAUGGAUAUGAUGUUAAAAAGAUGAUGGGGUCUGAAUAUAUUAGCAAGAUGAUUUAUAGACCCAAAGCUACGGUUACAUCACGACAAUUAGCACCAGAUUUUGGAGUUAUGUCAGGGUUACAAUGUAUAGUUGAAAAGGUGAAUGAAAAGUUCGCAGAUUUAGGUUUCAUUCCAAAACCUUUAUUAAAAAUGGAACCAAAAACUCGAAAUCUCCUUCCAAGAGUAGCUUAUCGUAAGGCAGUCUUUGGAGAAGGUGUUUUAAUAUCAAGAGUAAGCGAUCGCGCCCUAGUUAGCGUUGUAGAAAAUGUAAACGGUGUCGUACAAGAUGUCGUCACCUCAGUCUUUAAUAACUCCUUCUUCCUUGACCUACACUUUAGUAUCCACGAUCAAGAUGUUUUCUAUUUCGUUAAAGACAACGUUUUAAAAAUCAGAGAUGAUUUAGAAGAAUUAAAACGGCUCGGUGGGAUGUUUAACGUAUCCACCCACGAAACCACCGAUCAUGGAACAGGAAAAGAAUUAAGAUUGCAUAAUCCUGAUGCUGUUGUAAUUAUCAAAUACGGAGCGGAUCCAAAUCAAGAAAGAUCGCGGAUAUUAAAGCAUGCACAUAAACGUGCUGUGGAGAGAGCUUGGGAAAGAGAAAAACAAUUAGUUGCUGCUGGUUUUCAAGGUCGCGGAGAAUGGACUGAAGAAGAAAAAGAGGAAUUGAUAUCUCACGGAUAUGUGGAUGGUUACGAAGGAGUAGCCAUCCAUAACACACAGAAAUACUCACAAUUGGCCGACGAUCCGGGUAACGUUGGCUUUCAAAGAGAUGCGAAACGAAAAAGACGAAAGAGCGGGUUAAGAAGAUCACGGCAACACCGCCACGAGUCGUGACUUCGCUAGGACACCUCGAAUUGUGCCAUUUGUCAUCAAAUCUGAACUAGUCGUUUUCUUAGUUUAAGGAGAAAUUAUUUUUUAAGAAGAGAGACGCGGCUCUAAAUAUUUUGAUAACGAUUAAAAAAAAAUAAUGAACAAAAAAAGACUUGUACAUUCAAAUGUAAACUGUCCAUUUGUCAAGGAGUAAAAAAUGAAGAAAUUAUAUCUAUAUUGUGUAUAAGCAAUCAUGUAAGGGCCUAUCUUUAAGUGAAAAAAAAAAUUAAAAUAAAAUAAAUAACAUAAAAAGCUAAUCGGUAAAGGUACAGGGUACACGAGUACUCAUAAGGCAAAGAAAACUUCGCAGAGACUGCACUUAAAUAGUUCGUUUCCUUAGGAGAAUGAAAAAAAAACUUAAAUACAGUAAUGCAAUAUUAAGAACAAGUGUGUAUAUAUAUCAGAAGCUUUUUAUAUGGUAAAGACAGAGAGUAAGAGUGCGAUUUGAUUAUUCAACUUCGGUAUGUAAUAAUCAAACGGGUAGAUAUUAGUUAGCUUGAUUAAUCUUAUUUUGUGAUUCCUUAUAGAACUGACUGAUUAUUAAGAUAAAGUGAAAUAAAAAAUCCGAACACAUUAUUAUCGUAGUCAAUAGUUGUAUAUAUAUAAAUAUAUAUUCGGACUCAUUUCGUCUUCAUUUUAGGACUUCUUGUUGCUUAUUUGAUACGGUUUAGAUGGGGCCGACAUAACAUAAUUAUCGUAAAAUAUACAUUUGAGGUCCAUGGAUCAUUAGAAUAGCAAAUCAGUCGUAACUCUGUGUGGAAAAAAAAUGUAAUCAUAGUUCUCUCUUUCUCUAUCCCCCAAAGAAAAAAAAAUACCAAACUAUCAUAUUCAUCUCGCUCCAUAGAUUUGUCGUAACUUUGUACACUGCUGUUGUAAUGAUAAAUGAAUUUCUUUCCCGUUUUUCUCUUUCUCAACCUAAAGAAAUGCGUGUAGGUUUAGUUUUUAAUUUAUUUAUAUGUAGAUAUAAACUUGUAUAAAAAAGAUAUCUUUUAUAUAGAACAGAUCAUCUAAUCGAUUUCUUAAUUUUAAUCCCUCGCAGUUAUUUCAUUGUGUCGAAAAAGAGAAAAGCCCUCUCUCAUACUAUUUUAGACGAUUUUUUUAUAUUGAAUAAUUUGGAACGGAAUGUCUGUAUAUAGUCAGGUAAAAAUCGUGUGGGGAAAAAAUAAAACGGGCGAGUACCAGCCGAGCAGUGUAAGUGAUAUUUUUUCAAAAACGUGAAAAAUAACGAAAGCAAUACUUUGUAACUUUUACAUCUUUAUUAUUAGUUCGUAAUGUCUAAUCGUUAUGUGCAAUUGUUGUGGGGCCCGCAACUAGUGGCGGCCCGCACUAGCAUUUUUCGGAAAUUAAAAGAGAAAAAUUAAUUGGAAAAAAAACCAGUGACUAUAAUCGGCCACGAUUAUACAUAAAAUCGCGAAAAAAGAAGUUUUUAUGUGUGUAUAUAUUAAUAUAUAAAUUUAUUGUGUAUAUUGUUUUACUUUUUUUAAAAUGUACAUAUAUUUUCUUUGUUUUAUUCAGUAAUAAUACUCGUUUAAUAAAUGCAAAAGUAUUUACCAAAA
Messenger RNA from Onthophagus taurus, 10770 nucleotides. RefSeq names its product teneurin transmembrane protein Ten-m (gene Ten-m). The record is from RefSeq and is a predicted model, not a curated record. Gene Ontology annotation, biological process: motor neuron axon guidance. NCBI's taxonomy places the organism in Eukaryota, Metazoa, Arthropoda, Insecta, Coleoptera, Scarabaeidae.